GUGAUGUCAUAUUGGUGGGCGGAGCUUGGGAACUCCCUGUGAAACAUUGAAGCAUCAUGUUUCAGUAUGAACAUUAGCACGGAGGAAUUCCGCAGCCGAGGACGAGCUUUCCCAUUGAGUACAAACCACUGUCUGGAUUACAAAGCCUCAAGAAGCCGGGAUCUCUUACACUCCUGACGGAAUUGUCACAUCUUUCCAUUGCCCUUUCGUUUUCUUCCUCACUUCUUUAUCUGGUGUGGUUUUAAGCCUGGUGGUGGACAGUCGGUGGGCACCACUAUGUGUCAUGUUAUAGUAACAUGCCGCUCUAUGCUAUGGACCAUCCUGAGCAUUGUCGUUGCCUUUGGAGAACUGAUCGCCUUCAUGAGCGAGGACUGGCUGAUUGGUAAAGCAAAGAAUGGUGACAUUGAUAACAGGACUGGAUGGCCGCAGGAGCCUUACCGCCCCACGCUGGGCAUUUAUGGACGUUGUAUUAAAAUGCCUCAAGUGCAGUAUUUCCGGAGAGACCCCCUUUGCGGUCCCUAUGCUGAACAUUUCAAUGAGAUUGCUAGUGGCUUCUGGCAGGCUACCGCUAUCUUCCUAGCAGUGGGCAUCUCAAUCCUAUGUAUUGUAGCAUUUGUGUCUGUCUUCACCAUGUGCGUACAAAGUGUGAUGAAGAAGAGCAUAUUCAAUGUCUGUGGGCUGCUACAAGGAAUAGCAGGUCUCUUCCUAAUUCUUGGCUUAAUUCUGUACCCUGCUGGUUGGGGAUCACCCAAGGUUGUUGGUUACUGUGGACAUUAUGCUUCAGCAUACAAGCUUGGAGAAUGCUCCUUAGGCUGGGCUUUCUACACAGCCAUCGGAGGAACCGUCCUCACCUUUAUCUGUGCAGUAUUCUCUGCACAGGCUGAAAUCGCCACCUCCAGCGACAAAGUUCAGGAAGAAAUAGAAGAAGGAAAGAACCUCAUCUGCUUACUUUAACGAGCAGCAAUGUGCUGCCCAUCGCAAAAACUUCUUAAAGGGAUCGACUUGUUUACGUGGCCUACAGCGCACAUUCGUGGACUAAUGAUCAUAUUAUGCCAUGCUGCCUUUUGUCUUCCUGUGUGAGAAGAUUGUAGGUGGGACCUAAAGACAAGAUGGUGGUGCACAGCACACAGAGGUGCAGCCGUAUUGACUUGUGUACAGUAUUUGCUCAAUAGAAGCAUUCCCGGUUCUACAAGUCACUUUAAAACUGAUCUU
Nanorana parkeri is the source of this 1212-nucleotide messenger RNA. It is a transcript of the gene LHFPL2, whose product is annotated as lipoma HMGIC fusion partner-like 2. The record is from RefSeq and is a predicted model, not a curated record. Lineage: Eukaryota; Metazoa; Chordata; Amphibia; Anura; Dicroglossidae. The transcript has 2 exons. Gene Ontology annotation, cellular component: membrane. The coding region runs from base 277 to 954 and encodes 225 amino acids.